Rhincodon typus (whale shark) is the source of this 1056-nucleotide messenger RNA. Its product is annotated as deleted in malignant brain tumors 1 protein-like. Lineage: Eukaryota; Metazoa; Chordata; Chondrichthyes; Orectolobiformes; Rhincodontidae. The record is from RefSeq and is a predicted model, not a curated record. The transcript is spliced from 5 exons. The coding region runs from base 1 to 1056 and encodes 351 amino acids. Gene Ontology annotation, cellular component: membrane.
AUGGAUCCGAUUGCAGUACGACUGAGGGAUGGAGAUGGCCCCUGUUCAGGGAGAGUUGAGAUGUAUUACAACAACACCUGGGGAGCCAUCUGCGAUGAUAGUUGGGACAUCCUUGAUGCAAAUGUCGUUUGUAAGCAAAUUGGAUGUGGACCUGCCCAGUCGGCUCCAGGCAAAGCUCACUUUGGACCAGCACAGUCUUCCUUCUGGUUGGAUGAUGUUGGUUGUAAAGGCACUGAGUGGAAUUUGUACCAGUAUCCAAUUGCAGUGCGAUUGAGAGGUGGAGACGGCCACUGUUCAGGGAGAGUUGAGAUGUAUUACAACAACACCUGGGGAGCUGUGUGUGAUGAUGGUUGGGACAUCCUUGACGCAACUGUCGUUUGUAAGCAAACUGGAUAUCCGAUUGGAGUUCGACUGAGGGAUGGAGAUGGCCACUGUUCAGGGAGGGUUGAGAUGUAUUUCAACAACACCUGGGGAGCUGUCUGCGAUGAUGGUUGGGACAUCCUUGAUGCGAAUGUUGUUUGUAAGCAAAUUGGAUGUGGACCUGUCCAAUCGGCUCCAGGCAAUGCUCACUUCGGGCCAGCACAGUCUUCCUUCUGGCUGGAUGAUGUUAGUUGUAAAGGCACUGAGUGGAAUUUGUAUCAGUGUCAAUCGAACUCAUUGGGCAAACACAACUGCCAACCUAAUGAGGCAGCGUCUGUUAUUUGUUCAGAUCCACUUGCAGUGCGAUUGAGGAAUGGAGAUAGCCACUGUUCAGGGAGAGUUGAGAUGAAUUACAACAACACCUGGGGAGCCAUCUGUGAUGAUAGUUGGGACAUCCUUGAUGCGAAUGUCGUUUGUAAGCAAACUGGAUGUGGACCUGCCCGAUCGGCUCCAGGCAAAGCUCACUUUGGGCCAGCACAGGCUUCCUUCUGGUUGGAUGAUGUUGGUUGUAAAGGCACUGAGUGGAAUUUGUACCAGUGCCAGUCGAACUCAUUGGGCAAGCACAACUGCCAACCUAACGAGGCAGCGUCUGUUACUUGUUCAGGUAAAGUUUCUUUUCCAUUUCCUUACUUGUGA